This is a messenger RNA of Aaosphaeria arxii CBS 175.79, 1951 nucleotides long. RefSeq lists its product as uncharacterized. Bases 160 to 1620 code for a protein of 486 amino acids. Gene Ontology annotation, molecular function: amino acid transmembrane transporter activity. Gene Ontology annotation, biological process: amino acid transmembrane transport. NCBI's taxonomy places the organism in Eukaryota, Fungi, Ascomycota, Dothideomycetes, Pleosporales. The record is from RefSeq and is a predicted model, not a curated record. Gene Ontology annotation, cellular component: vacuolar membrane. The transcript has a single exon.
UUGGGGGAACUAACCCGUGUGACCGUCGUGACAGUCUUUCCUAUUAAAUAGUUGCUCCAGCCCUCCUCUCUCUUGCCUUCCCUCACUUGUUCGUGGACCUUCCUCUACAAUACCCCAUACCCCCAAACACCAAUUCCCCCACCAACUACAUACACCAUCAUGGCCACCGCACAAGACACAGGUUACUCAAACAACCUGGCAACAGCCCAUGUGGCCCGGCCAUAUGGCCAGCCGGGCGCCGUUCCCCCUUAUGAUGGAUCCGAUUCCGACAAGAUCGAGCCAGGCCAGAAGACCGAUGCGGAGCUGGCAUUGGAGAAAGAGACUACCUUGCAUGAGGGCGAGGCCAAAUUCCACAAGUUGGGAUGGAAGCGACUGACUGUCUGUUUGAUCGUGGAGGCCAUCGCCCUCGGCUCGCUCAGUGUACCCAGCGCAUUCGCUACAGUGGGAAUGGUCGCUGGAGUUCUCCUCACUGUCGGACUGGGGUUGAUCGCAAUCUACACUAGUUACGUCGUCGGCCAGGUCAAGAUGCGCUACGCGCACGUGUUGCAUUACUCAGAUGCAGUCGAGCUGAUCUGGGGUCGCUUCGGCAAAGAACUUACGGGUGCCAUGUUUGCCUUGUUCCUGAUUCUCCUCGUUGGAUCUCACGCUUUGACCGGAACUAUUGCCUUCAUCAACAUCGUCGAUAACUACAAGAUUUGCGCAUUGGUCUGGGGCGUGGUUUCUGGCAUCAUCCUCUUCAUCCUUGCGUUGCCGCCAACCUUCCACGAGUUCGCCAUCUUGGGAUACAUCGACUUCGUAUCCAUCAUCGCUGCCAUUCUCAUUACUAUCAUCGCAACCGGAGUUCAAGCCAGCAAUGCUCCUGGCGGUCUCGCAGCCGUUCCCUGGUCAGUAUGGCCACCGGAGGGCGUGACUUUCUACCAGGCUUUCCUCUCUACUACCAACAUCAUCUUCGCCUACUCUUUCGCCGUCUGUCAAUUCAGCUUCAUGGCUGAGAUGCACACUCCUAAGGAUUACGUGAAGUCGAUCUGGGCUCUCGGUCUGAUCGAAAUCUUCAUCUACACCAUGACCGGCGCCCUCAUCUACGCCUUCGUUGGUUCCGAUGUUAAGAGCCCGGCUCUCCUCUCCGCCGGCAGCACCGUCUCCCGCAUUGCCUUCGGUAUCGCACUCCCCGUCAUCUUCAUCUCCGGGUCCAUCAACGGCACCGUCGUCGCCCGCUACAUCAUCGACCGCGCCUUCACCAACUCCCCCAUCCGCUUCAUCAACAACGCCCGCGGAUGGGCCGUUUGGACUGGACUCCUCGCCGUCAUCACCAUCAUCGCCUGGAUCAUCGCCGAGGCCAUCCCCUUCUUCAACGCUCUCCUCGGCCUCAUCUCCAGUCUGUUCAUCAGCGGCUUCACCUUCUACUUCCCCGCCCUCUUCUGGUUCCAGCUCAUCAAGAAGGGCAAGUGGAACUCCAGCCCCAAGAACAUCGCCCUCUCCGUCCUCAACGCCAUCGUCUUCUGCAUCGGCGUCGCCGUCCUCGGCUGCGGCACCUACGCCAGUGUCCAGGACAUCAAGACGCAGUACUCCUCCGGCGCCGUUCGCGGAUCCUUCACCUGCGACGCCAACUCGUACGCUUAGGAUCCUCCUCCUCCUCCUUCUUCUUUUUUCCUUGUAUUUCAUGACGCGCAGCAAUACAUCUAUCUAUCCUGAUGAAACGAACCAACGAAGCCUCGUGAGCGUUUUCUUUUCCUCCUUUUCUCCUCCAUCCACAUCGCCAUCAAACACCAUCGCACACGCCUGCAUUGCACGGCCAGCGUAUUUUUCUUGUAUCAUUACCCUAUUAGGCAUUUCUAGAACACUCAGCGCCCUUCUUUUUAGCUGCUAGAAAGCGGAUUCAUCCUCGCUCGGGAUGUGUAUAUAUGUAGAUAGAUGAGAGCAAAAUCAUUUUCCAUUCAAUUACUCUUUUGAU